Molecule: messenger RNA, 407 nt
Organism: Aspergillus neoniger CBS 115656
Lineage: Eukaryota; Fungi; Ascomycota; Eurotiomycetes; Eurotiales; Aspergillaceae
Exons: 3
Coding region: 1-336 (111 amino acids)
Source: RefSeq, a predicted model, not a curated record
AUGGCAAUUACCAUCGAUGUCAAUUGGUUGAUCCACCAGAUCGAGCUCUCCAUUGAUGGAGUUCCGGGUUUAAGAGCCCGCGUUGUCAGCGCCCAGGUCAUCGGGAACCCUCAUCCCACGCCUAAUCGCAACGACCCGUACCAUGGCUCCGUGGUUCUUCUGGAUAAGGAUGGCAAAAGGGCCACGUCUGCGCAUGCCUAUAUCAACGGAUAUGUCAAGUUCUCCAAGGAGAAAUUAUAUAAGCCUGUGAAGCUUUCCCCAAUCCCCGAGGCACCGGUCUACCCGCCUGAGGACCUCGCCCCUAACCAGUCGAACUCCAAGAAGGACAAGAAAUGAUGGGUAGCCCAUGGGGAGAUGUGUGAUCUGCGGUUAGAUGAAUGAUUGAUUUUCGUAAUCACUUGUGCGUG